Meyerozyma guilliermondii ATCC 6260 is the source of this 3039-nucleotide messenger RNA. RefSeq lists its product as uncharacterized. Gene Ontology annotation, biological process: regulation of ARF protein signal transduction. The coding region runs from base 1 to 3039 and encodes 1012 amino acids. The record is from RefSeq and is a predicted model, not a curated record. Lineage: Eukaryota; Fungi; Ascomycota; Pichiomycetes; Serinales; Debaryomycetaceae. Gene Ontology annotation, molecular function: guanyl-nucleotide exchange factor activity. The transcript has a single exon.
AUGUUAAAAUUUGCAGAACGAUAUGUUCAAGGCAACCCUUCCGUCUUUGCCAACGCAGAAACGGCGUAUGUCCUUUCUUAUUCUGUCAUUUUGCUCAACACCGAUUUGCAUUCGCUUCAAAUUAAGAAUAGGAUGACGGUGGAAAGUUUCAUCAAGAACAAUUCGGGAAUUGACAAUGAUCAGGAUUUACCAAGAGAGUUUUUGGAAGAUAUCUACCGUGAAGUGCAAGAGAAUGAGAUUGUGCUUGUGUCGGAGCAAUAUGCUGCGUUGCUUGCUGGUGAUAUUCAAGUACAACAUUCUGGAGGAUUGGGGCUCUUCGGUGGCAGAGAUUUGAACAAAGAAGCCUACUCACAUGCCUCUAAGGAGAUGGCUACCAAGACUGAAAAACUAGUCAGGGAUUUGGGAAAGAAGCUGAAAGCUGAAGUUUCAAAGGGCGUAUUUUAUGCUGCAUCCAAUGUCUAUCAUGUAAAGUCCAUUUUUGACACCAUAUGGAUGUCAAUUUUGGCAGGAUUGACGCAAAUAUUCAAAGAGUACGACGACAGUGAAAUCUCACGAGUUUGCCUCGAAGGAAUCAGACUUUCAAUCAAAAUCAGUUGCAUGUUUGAUCUCGAUUAUGCUCGGAAAUCGUUUCUUGGUGCUCUAGUUCAAUUUGAGAAUUUACACAGCUACGAAGAGAUGAAAGAAAAGAAUGUGGACGCAAUUUACAUGAUGUUGGAUUUGGCGGUAAGCGAAGGAAACUACAUGAAGUCAGCAUGGAUGCAAGUGUUGACUUCUGUAUCUCAACUCGAGAGGUUACAGUUGAUUGCACAAGGAAUUGAUCAGAACUCGAUCCCUGAUGUGUCCACUGCCAAAAUGGUCAACAGAACUUCGACUGAGAGUAAUCAGUCAGCAGCAACAAGCUUUUUCAGUCUGUUUACCUCACAUCCUACUGCAUCACAGACUGCUUCCAACAAGUUUCAUAACCAAAGGCUCACCCCACAUAUAUCUCAACUCCUUACAAAGACAGAACUCGAGGUUGCAGUUGACAAGGUUUUCACAAAUAGUUCCAAUCUAAGUGGAGAAGCUAUUGCUGAAUUCGUCAAAGCAUUAUCUGACGUAUCUUCUGAGGAAAUUGACUCUUCUGGUCAAAGCAGUAACCCAAGAAUGUUUUCGUUACAAAAGAUAGUUGAUAUCUGUUACUAUAACAUGGGUCGUAUUCGUCUUGAAUGGUCGCAACUUUGGGCUAUCAUUGGAGAGAUUUUCAACCGGGUUGGUUGUCAUAGUAAUCCGGCUAUUGUUUUCUUCGCUUUGGAUUCUUUGAGGCAGUUGUCGAUGAGAUUCUUUGAGAUUGAAGAAUUGUCGCAUUUCAAGUUUCAAAAAGAAUUUUUGAAACCCUUUGAACAUAUCGUUCGUCACAAUGAGUCUUUGGAAGUCAAGGAUAUGGUAUUGGAGUGUAUCAACAAUAUGAUCCUUGCAAGAUCAACUAAAAUCAAAUCUGGAUGGAAGACAAUUUUUGGUACCUUGAGUGUCACUGCUAAAGAGAACAAAGAAACUUUGGUUAAUAAGAGCUUCAAAAUGGCCAAUUGGAUCAAUAAAGAAUACAUUGAUACUGUUCGUCAGCAGGAGUCUUUUGCUGAUUUGGUAGUUUGUUUCACCGAGUUGGCCAAGAAUGAAAGGUUUCAACGCAUCAGUUUGCUCUCUUUAGAUGUUUUGCGAAAGUUGAUAAAAGAAAUUCCUGGUUACACUAAUACGGAUGCUAAUGAUGUGAUUUCAGAUAAGAAUGACAAUCUCGUGAAAUUGUGGUUCCCAAUUCUUUUUGGCUUUUAUGAUAUAACCAUGACUGGUGAGGAGUUGGAAGUCCGGUCUCGAGCACUAAACGCUUUGUUUGAUAUCUUGCUCGAAUAUGGUGAGCAUUUUGAGAACAAUUUCUGGGACCUUGUCUGUCGUCAACUUUUGUUCCCAAUAUUUGGUGUAUUGAGCAACCAUUGGGAGUUGAACAAUAUCGACGACAACGAUAAAUUGUCGGUUUGGCUUUCAACUACAUUAAUCCAAGCAUUGCGCAAUAUGGUCACAGUGUUCACCCACUAUUUUGACGCAUUAAAUCGCAUGUUGGAUGAGUAUUUGAACUUAUUCAUCUCCUGUAUCUGUCAAGAAAAUGAUACCAUUGCCAGGAUUGGAAGAUCGUGCUUACAUUCGUUGUUAAUCGAAAAUGCAUCGAAGUUUGAUCAAGAUCAAUGGAAUUUGGUAACCAAAGCAAUUCAUGAUUUAUACGACUUGACCACGGCGAAAGAAUUAUUCACUGCUGAUCCAAUGCAUUCAGUCAAGGAGCACCCUUCAAUUGACGAUAAGGCAUAUUCCUAUAUGGCAGACGAGGUGGAGACCGAUGAUACAGAAUCAUUAAAGCCUGCUCCUGAAAACCAUAUCAAUGACACUGAAGCCAGGCUCCAACGUUCGCGCGAUAAGUCUUCGAUUGUGGUCAAGUGUGUGCUUCAAUUAUUGAUGAUCGAGACAUUGUCAGAGCUUUUCAAAAACGACGAUUUCUACGAGGCAGUUCCAUAUACCAAUUUGCUUCAAAUGGCUGGGUAUUUGAGGUUCAGCUACGACUUUGCUAAAAGGUUUAACGAUGACUACGAGUUGCGGGUGCGUAUAUGGAAUGCCGGAGUUAUCGAAAGACUCCCCAAUUUACUCAAACAAGAAUCGUCGUCAGCGGCAGUUUUCAUUAAUAUCAUGUUGCAAAUGUACUGCGACGAUGACAAAACAGACAAUGCUGCUAAAGCUAUAAUAAUGAAGCAAAUCAUUCCGUUAUGCAACAACAUCAUUGACCGUUUCACCGAGUUUGAUGAAACCAACCAACAGCGCAACAUCACCACCUGGAAGCCAGUAAUUAUUGAGAUUUAUCAAGGCUACAUUGAAUUGGAUGAAGAAGACUUUGUCAAGUAUUCUCCCGAGAUGUACCAGCUAACACUACAAUUAUUUACCAAAAGCAUAUCGACAGAUCUUCGAGGAGCAAUUCGAACAUUUCUCACAAGAAUUGGCGAUACAUUCGUUAAGACGAGCUAA